Messenger RNA from Exophiala dermatitidis NIH/UT8656, 2925 nucleotides. RefSeq lists its product as uncharacterized. The coding region runs from base 1 to 2925 and encodes 974 amino acids. Gene Ontology annotation, cellular component: cytoplasm; nuclear membrane. The transcript has 5 exons. NCBI's taxonomy places the organism in Eukaryota, Fungi, Ascomycota, Eurotiomycetes, Chaetothyriales, Herpotrichiellaceae. The record is from RefSeq and is a predicted model, not a curated record. Gene Ontology annotation, biological process: protein import into nucleus. Gene Ontology annotation, molecular function: small GTPase binding.
AUGGCCGAUAGAACAGACGCAGCCAGCCACUAUGCGCCGGUGCUUACGGCGCUGGCAACGAUGCAAAGUAACGUUGCGGGCAAACAAAAGACGGAAGCCCACGAGUAUCUCGAAAAGUUCCAGAAAUCGUCGGAAGCGUGGACUACUACGCAUGCCAUUUUACGAGACACGUCGGCACCGGUCGAAGCAAGAUUGUUUGCCGCAACGACUUUGAAGGGAAAGAUCACCUAUGACCUUCACCAGCUUCCAGACGACGCCUGGACACCCCUCCGGGAUUCGCUUCUUUCUUUGCUUCAGUCCUAUAUUUCUGGUCCACGACCGAUCCGAACGCAGCUCUGCGUGUGCAUCGCCCGGUUAGCCAUCCAACUGACAUCCUGGAAGGACGUUCUCGGAACAGUUGGGUCAGCGGUCGGUACAAGUAGUGAUGGCGGAGAUUGUCUGCUCGACUUCCUGCGAAUCCUACCAGAAGAGGUCACAGAAGGCCGCAAGAUCAACCUUUCAGAAGAGGAACUUGCCGAUAGGACGAAGGAACUGCUUGAGGAUAAUGCCGCUCAGGUUCUCAACCUUCUUGUGUCAUACGCUGGCUCAUCAGCGCAAGCAACUCACAACCCUCGCUUGUACUCGUGUAUAGCCUCAUGGCUCCGCGAGAUCCCGAUCAUCGACGUCGUGAACUCGCCUUUGCUAAACAACAUCAUCGAAGCUCUCAACGACAAUGACUCCUUCGAGGCUGCUGUGGAUUGCCUGUGCGCCAUGUUCAGGGACACUCGAGACGUCGAUGAAUCACAAAGCGUCAUUCGAGUGCUCUACCCCCGGAUUGUUAACCUCCGACCGAUGAUUCUACAAGCCGCCUCUAUGGAAGACCAGGAUCUCAUGAAGGGCAUCACAAGACUCUUCGCGGAAGCUGGAGAAGCCUGGGUGGUCCUUAUUGCACGAAUGCCUGAUCAAUUCCGAGCACUUGUCGAAUGUGUGCUGGAAUGCUGUAUCCGCGAUCGAGAUCGAGAGGCCAUAUCUGUCACUUUUAUCUUCUGGUACGAGCUCAAACAGUGUCUCACACUGGAGAAAUACAUGCCGGCUCGAGCGUCGCUGGCUGAUCUGUACUCGAAAUUGGUCGAUGUUAUGAUCAAGCACCUAGAAUACCCCACGCCAGAAGAUGGGGAUGAAUCAGACUUGUUCGACGGCGACCGGGAGCAGGAAGACAAAUUCCGCAGUUUCCGACACAGCAUGGGUGAUGUUCUGAAGGACUGUUGUGAAGUUAUCGGUGUCACACAGUGUCUCAGUAAAGCCUUUGCUCUGAUACAGAGUUGGGGACAGAAGUACGCCUCACUGGUGUCCGGAACCAAUGUACCUCAUUGGCAAGAACUCGAGGCGCCUCUGUUCAGUUUAAGAGCGAUGGGACGCAUGGUCAGCCCUGAAGAAAAUUCCGUGCUUCCACAGGUCAUACCUCUUCUCACCACUGUGCCCGACCAUGAAAAGCUUAAAUUCCAGGCGAUUAUGGCGCUCGCCCGGUACACCGAAUGGACGGCCCAGCAUCCAGAGACACUUGAAGCACAACUGAAUUAUGUCAUCUCGGGCUUCAGUCACAAUUCUCAGGAGGUUGUUCAAGCGGCAGCUCUAGCCUUCCGCUUUUUGGGGACUGACUGCUCCAAGCUCCUUGGUGAUCACAUUCCUCAGCUUCACCAGUUCUACGAAAGCGUCAUCGACAAGCUGAAGCCAUCGAGUCAGGAAGAGGUUACAGAAGGCGUGGCUGCAGUGGUGGCCGUGCAACCGGUCAACAAGACGUAUGAGACUUUGAAAAUGUUCUGCGACCCGGUCAUGAACCGAGUGGUUUCAUUUGCGUCCCAUGCCAAAGAUGAAAAUGCCGAAAAGGUCGUUGCUGACUAUCUAGGGCUGGUGACGAUCUUUUUUGACUGUGUUCAACCCUACGUCUCGCCAUCGGAGCAAAAUCCGGCUGUGAAAUACUGUCAAGAAAUCCUGCCUGCUCUUUCCGGCAUCGCAAAGCACUUCACACGCUCAAUACCGAUUCUGGAACGAGUGUGCAAAUGCUACCGCACCAUGGUCAUCUCCUACCGAACCGCCACUGCUCCUCUUCUUCCUACACUAGCCACGAGCAUCGCCGAAGGAUUCCAAGCAUCAAGACAAGGAUGUUUCCUCUGGGCCACGGACGCAGUUAUUCGAGAAUUUUCCUACGGGGCCGAGUUCGUUGACGAAGCGACCAGCGAGAACGUGUUCCAGUUCUUUGCACAGCAGGCGACAGUGUUUUUCAAGAUCCUGAACGAACUGCAGCCUGUUGAGCUUCCCGAUGUGAUCGAGGACUUUUUCCGGCUGGCUUCGGACGCCGUUCGAUUCUACCCUACCAAAACCAUUACUUCUCAUCUGGCCCUUCCCAUGGUCCAGGCAUCUUUGACCGCUCUGACCUUGCAAUCGAUGGAACCUAUUCAAGCAGCCUUGCUUUUCUUGCGCGACUUUCUUGAUUUCGGGUUUGAAAAUCCUCCCGUGUCCAACCUCAGCAGUCCUGACGGACAACCUCCGGCUCCCACACCUCCAGAAGUCCGGACUGCGGUGAAACAAGUUCUCAACUCGACUGGUCAACAGCUGGUCCACCGAGUCUUGACCGGGAUGAUGUUUAGUUUCCCCGAGGAUUGCUUCCCGGAUGCUUCCGCCAUUUUAUUGACGCUGUUCAAUCUCGAUCCCCCGGCCGCCGCUCAGUGGGUGCAAGGAACGUUACAGCUCUUGCCCGCUGGCACGUUGAAGCCUGCUGAGGCCAAUAAACUGAUGAAGGGCAUCAGUGACAAGCUACAGCAGAAUGAGCCGCGCAAAGUCAGGGUUUUGCUUCAGGACUUUACCAACUCCUACCGCCGGCGGAAUGUGGCGCCGCGAGAAGGUUUGGGCAGAUUGGAGGCGACCAGGUUCAGAUUUAGCGGUUGA